Anopheles gambiae (African malaria mosquito) is the source of this 3345-nucleotide messenger RNA. RefSeq names its product E3 ubiquitin-protein ligase makorin-2. NCBI's taxonomy places the organism in Eukaryota, Metazoa, Arthropoda, Insecta, Diptera, Culicidae. Gene Ontology annotation, biological process: protein polyubiquitination. The record is from RefSeq and is a predicted model, not a curated record. The transcript has 3 exons. The coding region runs from base 1026 to 1529 and encodes 167 amino acids. Gene Ontology annotation, molecular function: ubiquitin protein ligase activity; metal ion binding.
UUCCGAAAUUAGAACCUGCUUCGAAAUCGGGUUCGGUUUCGGCAUAUCCAUAGGGAUAGUUGAUAGUUGUCGAAUGAUACUACGUACUACAGAUCAUGUUAACGGUAUUGUGAAGUUUUACAUCCACGGUUCGUAGUCAUUAAUUGAUUGAAAAAAAAACUAUAUUUUGCACAGUACAUAAUGUCCCCGGGAUACGCUUUUAAUGUGUACCGAGAAGAAACCGCGUAUAGUUCACGCUCGGUAAUCCUCACUUGAUCGAGUGUGAUGUGUUUUUGUUUUAAUUUCUUAUUUUGGUCUACGUUAUCAAAUCACACAGUUUUCAGCCAAAAUAUAGCUAAUUUUCAUGUAAUUUUGUGUGUAAAGGGUAGUAUUAGCCAAUAAAUUAAUUAUUUGAUAUGAUACUCACAGAAGGGUACAAUUUUACACGUUUUGAAUGAUUUUUAAUUCGAUUCCACCACAAUGGAAAUUAUUUUGCAUUUGACCAUAUUAAAGUGAACAAUUGAUCCUAGUAUCCUGUGAGAAGCUGUUGUAAUUAUUUGAGGAUAUACAAUUAUUAUUCCUCUUUCAACCACCAAGCAGUGAAGUGGUUUUAGCUUUCUUAAAAGACUAUAGAUGAGUCAAAUCAGUACAAUUUAGUCAAGGAAUUGUCAAAUUAAGAAAACCGCGUAUCUCUCGGGAACUACAUGUACAUAUUAAAGUAGAUUUAGCAAUUCUGCAUCAUUUUAUGGAUAUGUGUAACCGUCAGCUGAUUUGCUCGUUGGGGAAGCCACUUUAGUUUGCGCCUGUCACCGGUACUCCAAAUUACUCGACGCGUUCCGCACACCACUACACGCUUGAGCCAGUUCGGAAGAAUCCACUUGAAAGUGUGUUCCGUUUGUGAACAACAUAAGCCGAAUAAGCUGCUAAAGUGAAGGUGGUAUUAGAAGCGCAGCAACUAUUUUCUAUCUGUAAACAUUAGAACCUACAUCUUCGAGCCGAUUAAACGUUGUAAGACGAAACAAAAUAAAUCGCUAACGGAUGCAAACAUGCCGACCUUCCUGAAGUGCGACCUGUGCGACAAGUUUUGCCUUGCCUUGGGUGACAACGAUCAGAACCGCCGGCACAAGGCCAGCUGCAUUAGCGCGCAGGUGCAGGAAAUAGACAAGGUGUUUUCGCGCAAGAAAACGUGCGCCAUCUGCUUGGAGGUGGUGCUGGAGAAGAAUCCACCCGCUGAGCGCCGGUUUGGCAUACUGCCCAAAUGUAAGCACACGUUCUGCGUAAGCUGUAUCAAAACCUGGCGCAGUACGACCGAGUACCCCGAGACUCUUCGGAAGGGAUGCCCGAUCUGUCGCGUACAUUCGAGCUUUUUCUUUCCCUGCAAAGUUUGGGCGGAGGACGAGCGGGAGAAGAAGCGCCAGUACGCAAUUUACAGAUCGAUUCUCAAAAAGAUAGACUGUAAGCGCUACAACCAAGGUGCCGGUGCGUGUCCGUUUGGCGAGCGAUGUCAUUUCCGGCAUGGGCGAGCCGCUGAAGUAACGAUUUGCAUUUAAAGACAGCCGUAGAAAACGUAAGCCAUGAUAGUUCAGUUGCAGGUAACUUCUCUGGCCUUGGACAAGGAUGUUAGGGUUUUAGCGCAUUAGACAUUCUAGAGUGAAUUAAAAUACGAUAUGCGUUUGCGUUAUCGAUCAUUACCGUUCGUUUGCUUUCCGGUAGGUUAGGUAACAAAUUCUACGAAAGGUUGGAAUUUUACACAAUUUUUUGAGGUUGAAAGCGGAACAAUUACUCAAUUGAUGAUUAUUUAAUCAGUUAACUAAACUGGUGUAACAGCUACGUAAUAGCUGAACAGUUUCGAGCGGUUACAUUUGAGUCAACACCAUUCAUACGCGAUGGUAGCCUCGGUAGCCAUGAACAAUAACAAUUCUAACAAGAAAACAUUAAACAUACAGGAUUAAGUUUAGUACUGUCGAAAUUUUGCAUUCUGUUUAAUCAUCCGACUGAUUUUAAAAGCAACAAAUCCCAUUCUCAACGUAUCCUGCAGUGGACGACCAUCUUUAAGUUCCUCUGCCCCACAAAAAACGACUAUCUUUCCAUGAACUCUGUGUAAGCGAUGUAAAACAACUCAUUUAUAGCAAUAACAUAACACCUUUCAUCAAAAAUACAUUUAAAUUUGCGGUUUGAUGCCUAAAAAUUGCGAUUUUGUACUCUUACGGAUAUCAUAUACUACACAUAUACUACAUUAAUGUGCAAAAACGGAACACAAAAAUAUCAAAAGGAUAUUUGAUCAUUGUUAUUUGUACUGUUGAAGAUUUACGUUCUGCAAACCAUACCUUACGUAUAAGAUCGCUCUUAAGCAGUAAAACCCAUGAAAAAUGUGGCAUGAAGACUCAGGCUCUAGAAAGUCGGCGGAUUCAUCGGAAAGAUCUAAUAUAACUGAACCUCAUGUAUCAAGGUUAGUAUUUCUGCUUCGUGUCUGGAUUUCUGGACGGCGACUUGACAAAGAACCGUCUAAUGCGAGAAGAUCUUUUGCAUUUGUUCUAAUUCUUAUAAGAUUCUCACAUUCUAAAGGUCGCUUUAGACCUUGCGUGAAAGUGAACGUGAAAUUUAGGGUAUUUCUGCUCUAUUUCAUUAAAUAUUUAUCAGAAUAUGGCUUAUCGUACACCAAAAGAAAGGAUUUUCAAUUCCUCAACUAUUUAUAUUAAAAACACGCUAAAAAUCAAUUAAAUGCAUUUCCUUAUUAUUAUGUAUAAUUUUUUCACCGUGAACAAAGCGGGAAAUCACUAGGAAAUGCAUUUAGUUUAUUAUUUCGAUAUGUUUUAUAGUCUAAACCCUAUUCUGAUAACAAAUUGCUUUGCUUAUUUAACCCACGAUCGUGGAGACGAUCGUUCGACACGUAAUGGCAACCUAAGUUGUGCACAACUGAGAUUCCCCUAGGAUGUUCCUGUUGGAAUAUAUUCCAAUAGGAUGGUCAUACUUUUUUCAUUAAAAUGAAUGUUACACCUGUCAAACAAAUGCACAUUGCAUUACAGCUAAUCGAUAUGUGUUAGUUGUAUGUAGUUUUUUUUUCUUUACAACCCAAUUACAUAUCUUAACACAAUGGCACACCCCUUAUCACAAACCCAAAACAAGCUGGCCUCUCAAGCUGCAAAUUAAAAUUCAUAAUUCAUUGCAAAUAAAUCAUACCAAGCGCUCUCCUCUCUCUCUCUCUCGACCAGUUUGGUGCUUUCUCUUCCUUAUUGUUCCUUCAAAUUGCGAAUCUUUUAAUCUCCCCUUCAUUUUCUCAACCACACUAGGAAAAAAGAAUUAUUCAAAAGUUAAUUACAAUCAAUUAAAACAAGUGGCAAUAAACAUUCCAACAUUAAUUAAAGA